Molecule: messenger RNA, 1536 nt
Organism: Pyricularia pennisetigena
Lineage: Eukaryota; Fungi; Ascomycota; Sordariomycetes; Magnaporthales; Pyriculariaceae
Exons: 2
Coding region: 1-1536 (511 amino acids)
Biological process (GO): L-glutamate transmembrane transport
Cellular component (GO): plasma membrane
Molecular function (GO): glutamate:sodium symporter activity; neutral L-amino acid transmembrane transporter activity; L-glutamate transmembrane transporter activity
Source: RefSeq, a predicted model, not a curated record
AUGUCAAACCCAACACCGGUCGGGGCAGCGCCCGAGCGGCCGUCCGAAAAGACCGUCGCGGUGGAGAACGAUGCCGCGCGCCAGGACUCGUACAGCUCGGGCUCGCCGGCGCACGAAACCCAAGGAUUCUCCGAGGAGACACAGAAGCGGCCAUUCCACCGCAGGCUAGUCGAUUCCGCCAAGACGCCUGGUUCGGCCGUUCAGAUCGUCAUUUCGGCCAUAGUGGCCAUCGCCAUCGGCCUGAUUGUCACCACCCAGGUUGACAGUGUGCCCAAGGCCGUGAUACCCAUCCUUAGUAUUCCCGGUGACCUUUGGUUGCGUUCCCUCAAGGCUGUCGUCCUGCCCCUCAUCAUGACAGCCAUGAUUCUCGCCAUGGUCAGGCUCAAGGAAAUGACUGGCGGUGGAGCGAAGCUCGCCAAGUGGACUGUCGGGUACUAUGUGAUCACAACAAUCAUCUCCAUCAUGCACACCUGUCUCCUGGUCGGCCUUGGCUGGCGCAGGUUGAUGGUCGAGGUGCGGGGCGAUGCGUUGGAGAUGGAUGAAGACCAAAAGGAGCUUGCCGCAGAGCGCAGCCAGCAUGAGCCGCACACAGUGGUUGUGACGCUGUUCCGAUCAUUUGUCACCGACAACAUCUUCAAGUCCCUGGCCGACACCGAGCUUCUCGCCAUCUUGAUCGUCUCGGUCGUCAUUGGAUAUCUCAUCAACCCCCAGGGGCGCAUCAUCGCGGCCAUCGAAGAGGUGGAGAAGAUGGUCACCAGGAUCAUUACCUUUCUCAUCAAGAUCGCACCCAUUGGUGUCUUCUUUUUGAUUCUCCCCAACCUGCUUCGACUCAACAUUGCCGACAUUGGCGUCAACCUGGGCGUUCUGAUCGGCGCGGCGCUUGCAGGCAUGUUUUUGCACCUCUUCGUCAUCGUCCCAGCCAUCUACUUUGGCGUCGUCCGCGAGAACCCUUACUCGAUGUGGUUCAAGUCUUCGCCUGCUUGGGUGACAGCCUGGGGUACGGCGUCGUCUGCUGCCACGCUUCCUGUCACCAUCCGUGAGAGUCUUGCUCGCGGCGUGCCGAACACUGUGGUCAAGUUCACCGUCCCGCUCGGUUGCUUGAUCAACAUGGACGGAUUGAUGCUACUCAACAGAACCGCUAUUUACUUCCCAAUCUGCGUCGUCUUCUUGGCCCAGACCCAGGGCAUCGACCUGAGUCCGGUGCAGUACAUCAUCAUCGUGCUGUUGGCAACGCUGGCCUCCAUCGGCACCACGCCCAUCCCGUCGUCGUCGCUGGUGCUCACCGUCAUGAUCGCGAACUCGGUCGACGUCCCCAUCACGGGCAUGUACGCCGUCAUUGUGGCCAUCGACUGGUUUAUUGACCGCUUCCGUACCGCUGUCAACGUCUCGAGCGACAUCUACGCCGCCAAGAUCCUCGCCAAGAUCACGGGCAUCACCGACGACGAUCUGGACAAGCCCGAAAACACGUCGGACGAGGAGUUGACGCGCGAGCACUACGCCCCCGCUCCGACGGUGGAUAACACGCACCGUGUCUGA